CGCUGCAUGCAGUACUUCACUCACCCAAAUCGCCAUGGAUGUAGUUUGUUAUUGGGAGCGACAUACUAGGGCGGAUCAUUCCGACUGCAGCCAGGGGACCUGAUACUAUGUACUUAACAUAUCAACCGCAACAUUGUGCGCGUCGAUCGGAGUAUUGACUGCAGAAAGGUCUGCUCUCCUUUCCCGUUGCGACUUAAGUCCUCCGUACUAGCAGGGGUAAAAUGGCAUUGUUAAUGUUCAGAAGGCAAGGCCACGCGGGAGAUGGGUCCAGACAUUCUCGAAUGAAAUCGCACGAGGUGACAACUCGUUUUAGUAAAGUGGGUAGUCCCAAGUGCUUGGCGCUAGUAGUAGCCAGCAUUAGUUCCAUUCUCGGCGUGAAUCCUUCUGGAGGCCCCCUCGACUCCUCCUUUGACCGUGAUCGCUACUGGUUAGGGGAAACCAAGUCCUUAGCUCUGGGACGAUCACCAAAAUAUAGGCCACCAGCGCUAUCGGUUGGAAUCGUGGCAAGUGGAGCUUGUGGGGACCCGAGAAACAGUGACCCAGACUAUUCAGCGUGGAUGAAGUCAGAGAACCAGAGUAACCGACGGUUCCAUUGGGCAGAAAUCGAUGAGGUAUUUUUUCUUCUUGCACAUUAAAGUGACUGCGGUAAUUGAACGCAUGAAGAGUAGGGGAACAACAUGAUCAACCACUAGGGUCGAUCAGCGGUCAUCCAGUCGUAGGAGAGUUUUGGAAACAAGCAGAUAUGGGCGGAAGAGCAUCCACC
Molecule: messenger RNA, 763 nt
Organism: Aspergillus alliaceus
Lineage: Eukaryota; Fungi; Ascomycota; Eurotiomycetes; Eurotiales; Aspergillaceae
Exons: 2
Coding region: 222-635 (137 amino acids)
Source: RefSeq, a predicted model, not a curated record